Messenger RNA from Acanthamoeba castellanii str. Neff, 1062 nucleotides. Its product is annotated as TolA protein. Gene Ontology annotation, molecular function: actin filament binding. Bases 1 to 1062 code for a protein of 353 amino acids. Gene Ontology annotation, biological process: parallel actin filament bundle assembly; actin crosslink formation. The transcript has a single exon. The record is from RefSeq and is a predicted model, not a curated record. Lineage: Eukaryota; Discosea; Longamoebia; Acanthamoebidae. Gene Ontology annotation, cellular component: cortical cytoskeleton.
AUGGCGGCGACUGAUGUGCAGAAGUUAGAGGCGUUGACGAAGCUCACUUACAAGGAACAGGCUGUGUGGCUCCUCAACGGGUUCUGGUCCACCCUCCCGGGCGAGGCCGAAGCGUUGUGGACCAUCGUCCACAAGUGCGCCGAGAUCGACACCGUGAACAAGGCCCAGGGAUGCGCCCUCGACGAGUUCCAGGCCCACCGCUUCCUCGAACACUUCAAGGAGACCCACACCGUCCAGGAGCUGCGCGAGAAGCUGCGAUCGACCGGCGCCCUUACGGGUCCCGUCAUCCGCACCGUGCCGCUCAUCCACAUCCUCAUCAUCAAGUACGGCGUCGACUGGCGCGAGCUGGCCAAUGCGCCGCAGGGCAACAAGGAGGAGAUCGUCAAGGCUGAGGCCAUGCUGCACGAGGUCACGCUCGCCUUCCAGGCCUCGGAGGCCCGCGACGCCGAGGCCAUGGCGGCCCUCAAGUCGGCCACCGCGCAGGAGGCCCAGGCCAAGGCCGCCGAAGCCGAAGCGCGCGCGCUCGAGGCCGACGCCCGGGCGCGCGAAGACGAGCUGCGCGCCGUCAAGGACGAGCUCGAGGCCGCGCUCAACGAGCUCAAGGCCCAGGAAGACGCCUUCAAGGCCCGCACGGCCGAGCUCACGCGCCUGUCCGAGGAGGGCAGCGUGGUGCAGAAGAACAAGGCCAAGAACGAGCUCGCCCAGCACCUCACCUCCGACCCGCUGCCGCUGCGCAAGGCCCAGAUCACGCAGGAGGCCGUCGUGAAGAAGGCCGACAAGGCGCGCCAGGUGGCCAAGGCCGCGGCGGACCAGGCCACGGGGUCGCGCACGGCCGCGGAGGACUCGCGCAAGGCGGCCGAGUCGGCGCGCGCUCUGUCAGAGGAGGCCAAGGCCGCGGCCGAGGCGGCGGUGGAGGAGACCCGGCGGAGGCUGGCCGAGGCCGAGGCCUACCUUCAGACCGUCAAGUCCAAGCUCCCCUCGGGCGGCGUGUGGUGGAUGGAGCGCGAGCUGACCGACCGCAAGUCCUUCCUCCCCCAGAAGCAGGGCGGCUACAAGAAGUGA